Messenger RNA from Drosophila rhopaloa, 2177 nucleotides. RefSeq lists its product as uncharacterized. Bases 39 to 2141 code for a protein of 700 amino acids. NCBI's taxonomy places the organism in Eukaryota, Metazoa, Arthropoda, Insecta, Diptera, Drosophilidae. The record is from RefSeq and is a predicted model, not a curated record. The transcript is spliced from 2 exons.
UAAGAAAUACCCUAUAUGCAGAUCAGUAAGAAUUAGGUAUGAAACCACGUAGGAUACUGCUUUUGCUAAUUCAUUUGCUGACAUGGAGCCAUUUGGCUUUGGGUGCGAAAAGGCGCCCAGUUUAUAAUAACUCACAAAACAAGCGGUCUACACAAAUCGAACAUGAACACUAUAUCAAAACAUCAGAGUGUCAUAUUCCGUACAUCCCAAAGCAGGACCAACGCAUUAAAGAAUUAACUGAAGAGGUUGGCAACGAUGGUAGUUGCUCCAAAGGUGAUACUUUGAUCAGUUCUCGAUUUGACGAAAAACUUCAGCAAUAUGUAUUGCAUGUCAACGAUUCGGUUGCCCAAUCGAUUUUGAGGACUAUGGAGGAGGAAUCCCCCAACUUGGUGGGAUACAAUUGCAGCUAUCGUGAGAUCAAAAGAGUGCAUAACAAUUCCACUGCCGUUUCACCUGUCUUCUUGGGUAGAGAAGUCACUUUUUGGGAUGGCUAUAUUGUUCCCCGCAAUGUCGAAGGUCUGAAGGCAACAUGCAGAAAUGAGCUGGCAGAGGAUCUACAAUCAGACACUUUUGCCUUUGUGCAACCUCAAAAAACUGAUUCGCCACUAAUUUCUUGGCAUCGCAGACCCAAUGUUAUAAUGAUUGGCCUGGAUGGAAUUUCCCAGAGCAACUUCCACCGCAAUAUGCCUAAAAUAUUUAACCAUCUGAGGAUGCAGGGUUGGUUUGCGAUGAAGGGAUAUUCCAGAGUGGGUAACAAUACACUGCACAAUUUAAUGGCCUUACUUGCAGGCUACAGUCCUAAUACUUGGAUGAAUCUCAAGUGCGAUGCGAGUAAAGUUGGUUGCAUGAAGUCAAUACCGCUGAUUUGGAAGCGUUUUAAGAGAAAGGGUUAUAUCACAGCCUAUGGCGAGGGCAUGUCCAAGUUGUCAAUAUUCAGUCUGGAUAAGCUUGGAUUUUUUGAAAACCCCACUGACUUUUAUGCACGACCAUUUUUGGAGCUUAAAAAGAAACAAGAGUGCAUUGACAGGCGGUUAAAUAUCAAGUAUAUCUACGACUAUUGUGAGCAGUAUUUAAAGCGACAUGCCAACUCAUCUCGACCAUUAUUUGGUCUUUUCUUUGGCCAGAGUAUAAGUCAUGAUAAAUCCUAUGCAAAUGACAAAAUGCGAGUUGAACUGUUGGAAAAACUUAUGAAAUUAAAGAAAAUGGGUACUCUUUCCGAGUCGAUUGUGGUUCUCUUAAGCGAUCAGGGACCCUUGCGAAAAGGAGAAAGUAAGGACUUCCUUGAGGAAAGUAUGCCCAUUUUAUUCAUUUGGCUGCCAACCUGGUUCAGAGCCCUACAUCCGGAAAUAGUUCAGGCCCUGAGGAUCAACAGUAAACGCCUGACUUCCCCAUACGAUCUGCAUCUCACACUGCAGCACAUUUUGGAACUGGGAGAACGUUGGCCCAGAGCAGUGGACAAACUGGUUGAUUGUCCCACCUGUCAGACUCUUUUUGCCCCAGUUCCCGAGAACCGCACCUGUUCGGAUGCCGGAAUAUCUGAAGCCUACUGCCCAUGUGAUAGCUACAAACUAUUGCAAACCAAGCAGAUAAAGCAAAUGUCAUUGGGAAAGCUCCUCAUUCGCAGUAUUAACAAUUUUCUGCACAAUCACAAUUUACAGGAGCUCUGCUCUAAUCUCACUUUGCAGUCCGUGACAAUGGUGCAACAACGAAGGGAUAGAAAGCCGUCAAGUGGAGGUACCUAUCGAGUGGAUUUCACAGCCAUCCCAAAUAAUUCCACGUUUUCGGCAACCACUCGCUACAAUCACAGGCACCAAAUUCUGGAAUACAUAAAUGUAGAAUCCAUUAAUCGAUUGAACUCCUAUCGAAGUGAUUCCGAUUGCAUGCGAAGGUUAAAGGGCAGGAAGUUCUGUAUUUGCAUGAGUCGAAUAGUAAUGGAUGAACCGAAUGAAAGUGUCAAGGAAGCGCAGGCCCAAAAAAAGAAGGUAGAGUCAGAAAUUCCCAACCAGGAACCUAAAAAAGACUCGGAGUUAAAAAAAAGUUUCCAAAAGACAGAUGAUAAAAAGAAAACAGAAGAUAGUCUGUUUGAAUAUCCAGACAUGAAGCCAGAAAUCAACCAAGAAAUUGAAAUUAUAUCGGUAUAAACGAGUUAAGCCUGAAAUAAAGUUCAACACUCCCUA